This is a messenger RNA of Protopterus annectens (West African lungfish), 2522 nucleotides long. RefSeq names its product divergent protein kinase domain 2A (gene DIPK2A). The record is from RefSeq and is a predicted model, not a curated record. Lineage: Eukaryota; Metazoa; Chordata; Ceratodontiformes; Protopteridae. Bases 63 to 641 code for a protein of 192 amino acids. The transcript has 2 exons.
UGCAGAGUUUUCCAUCUGAUGAAGGCUGGCCAUUUGCAAAGUACCUUGGAGCAUGUGGAAGAAUGGUAGCUGUGAAUUAUGUUGGGGAGGAACUCUGGAAUUUCUACAAUGCACCAUGGCAGAAAAGGGUCGAUCUUGCUUGGCAGUUAAUAGAGAUUGCAGAGCAGUUAACCAACAACGAUUUUGACUUUGGACUUUAUCUUUUGGAUGUCAGCUUUGACAAUUUUGCAGUGGGACCUCGGGAUGGAAAGGUCAUCAUUGUUGAUGCUGAAAAUGUUUUGGUGACAGAUAAAAGAUUAAUCAGACAGAAUAAACCUGAAAAUUGGGAUGUGUGGUAUGAAAGUAAAUUUGAUGACUGUGAUAAGGAAGCCUGCUUGUCUUUUUCAAAGGAGAUUUUAUGCACCCGUGCCAGUGCUGACCAUAAUUACUAUGCCAUCUGUCAGAACCUUCUGUCUCGGCAUGCUAGCUGGCGAGGCACAAGCGGUGGACUUCUUCAUGAUCCCCCAGAAGAAAUUGCUAAAGAUGGUAAACUUGAAGCCUUGCUGGAAGAGUGUGCUAACCCAAAGACAAAAUAUGGCCGAUUCCAGGCCGCAAAAGAAUUGCGAGAGUAUCUUUCACAAUUAAAUAAUAGUGUGAGGUAGUGUGCUAUUCCAUCUGGUUAAUAUGUAAGCCUGUAAACAAAUGUUGCGUAACUGGAGGAAUUCAUGACCAAUACAUUUAGAAAUAUUAAGAAGUUGCUGUCAGUUUCUGUGAAACUCAUUUGAUUUGCAGCAGUAUGAGACUUGCUGUCCAAGUUGGCAGACAGCAGUUAUGGUUUACCUCUAGUUUUAGCCUGGCUAUUGCCGACUCUUCUGGAAAAAUUCAGAAGAAAACCAAUGAAGAUAAAAACUGACAUCUUAAUUGUUGGUACAUGUGUUGGUGAAAGGGCACUGAACAGAACACUGCAUUAGAGCCCAGGUGUGCAAGGCUGAGGAAUUUAUUAAGGAAGGUCAGAGUAGUGUUGACAAUGUCUAAAACAUUUUUUAAAACUCCUCUUCACUUCCUGUAGGUUAGACUUAAUUAAUCAUGUCAUAAAAGUUGUCAGUUUCAAAACUUCUUUUUCAAGCACAAGUUAUAACAGACUUACACGUGACUGAAGUAGUCCGUCCUGUAUGUCUAAGGGACAAGAUUCCCAUGUUUUUGGAUUGUUCUUAAAAUUGGUGAUGAAUUGUAAAUUUACUACGUGUAUUUCCCAUGCAUGUAUAAGAACAGCACAAGCUAUGCACAUGCUGUAUCCAUCUGAGAUGCAUCUGAUAACAAAACUUAGAUUUUGCUUUCUGCACACAUAAUUAGUUUCCAUUUCAUAUUAAACCUAACUGGAUCGAUCUUUGCCAUUACUGGUGCCCUAGUGACUAGGGAAUCCUUUUUUGUAGUGGAGAGUUGUGCAAGCAGAGAUAAUCAGUCUUUUGUAUUGAAAUAUUUUAGAAGUAAACCUGGAAUUUUUGUAGACUGAUUAUAAAAAAGACUGAACCUUAGAACCAGUUGCUAAAUUGCAACAUAAGCUGUAUGUAGUAGCUGAGCAUAUACCAAAGAACAUGGUUACAUGCAACACAGUCCCACAGGCUGGUUUUAAACUAAAUUGUUGCUGUGAAGUUGUGAUUACAUUGAUCUUUAGUUAGAAAACCUGUUUAAACUGAGUAAAGGCCUUCUGUCAAUACUGUGCAUAGACUCCUUGUUUAUGGCAUAUGAUUCAUAACACUGUUUUAAAAGUUAUACAUGGUGUGUGAUGUAUGGUCAUCAAGUAAGGUAAUAUUUCAGAUUUUGCUGAAUUUAUCCAGUUGCCGUUUUUCUUUACUCCAAGGGUAAACCUAGCAGACGUUUGUUUUGGAAUCUUGUUCAGUGUAUGUAAAAUGGCACCAAUGUUGACUUUAUUGUGGGAGGCCUUCUACCAAAUCAAGUUUGGUGUGGACAUUUAUGAUUAACUUGCUGAAUUCAUCGCUAAGAAAAAUUUUAUUUUACCGCUUCCUCAGGAUGUCAGUCCUAGUAAAGAUGACAAACUGUAACAAAGUGUAAUUUCUAGUUUGAUUUUCGUUUGGUAGAGGUUAUUAAACUCUGUUUUUGUUAAAAUUGCAAACAGAUUGCAGGUUAAUUGAUAAAAGAAAAUGGAAAAAAAAUCAUAUGCCUUCUGGGUCCUUUCCUUCUGAAUGUGCUUCACAGAUGCAUUUUGUACAAAUUCAGUUAGUUACAAACGUAAACUAUGAGUACUUGGAAAGCAAUAAAAUGUUUCUUAAUCUGAGUCUGUUAGAAAAAAAUGUUUAUUGUACAAAAGCAGUUUAUUUUUCUGUUGUCCAUUAAUAAUGGCACAUUUUGGGAGAUGCUUUAGAUCAAUAUUGGGGGGGGGGGUUUGUAUGUGUAUGAAAUUGUCAUAUUUUGUACGGUUUGUUUCUAUUUAUCUGAAAUGCCUGAUUCCCUGUGCCUUUAUAUCAUAAAGUUGUUCAUACAACUUUCAGUGGUAUUAGUAAUAAAAAAUAAAUUAAUAUAAA